Molecule: messenger RNA, 1725 nt
Organism: Pediculus humanus corporis (human body louse)
Lineage: Eukaryota; Metazoa; Arthropoda; Insecta; Psocodea; Pediculidae
Exons: 1
Coding region: 1-1725 (574 amino acids)
Cellular component (GO): RNA N6-methyladenosine methyltransferase complex; nucleus
Molecular function (GO): mRNA (2'-O-methyladenosine-N6-)-methyltransferase activity; mRNA m(6)A methyltransferase activity
Source: RefSeq, a predicted model, not a curated record
AUGUCUGAUGCUUGGGAAGAAAUACAAGCUAUCAAAACUAAAAGAAAUACUUUACGUGAAAAAUUACAAAAGAGAAAAAGAGAUAGGGAAGACCUUUUGAAUUCAAAUCUAACAACAAAUUUUCAGGAUGUAUCUACAACAACAAAAAGUAAAUUAUUACUGGGAAAAGAUAUUACAGGAAUUUCAUCCCCGGUGCAAUUUAAAGAAGAAACCGCAGACAAAGAUGAAAAAGGCCCUUUAGAAAUUAAACCCGAUCCCGAAAUAGAAAUUCAAGUUUUAAAAAGACUUUGUGAAGUUUCUUUAAUAUUACCCACUACCUCGGAACAUUUGACUUCUAAUAUUGCCAAAACGUUAAACGUUGAAGUACAAGAACAAGUUAUAAUAAAUUUAUUGCAAAAAUUUGCCGCUCAACAAUUAAUAGUUAUUAAAGAAAAUUUUAAAGAAAAUCAUCACAGUUUCGAAAUAGUUACUGCAGACCACAGCAAACUCCUUGCCAUGGCAAAUGAGUAUGAUGAGAAAGGUAAAAGUGAUGUCGAACCUGAUGAGAACAAUAUUAAAAAACGAAGGUUAGAUAAGGAAUCUGAAGAAGAAAAAAGUGAUUCAGUAAAGUCUGAAACCAUAAAAGACGAUGUUAAAGAAAUGAAAGAAAUCAAUCAAUCAGAUAUAAAUUUUUUGUUAUCAAUGCCAUCAAUUAAAGAAAAAGAGACUAAAAAAGUGGGAGAAGAAAUCAUGGAUUUAUUAAGCAAGCCUACAGCAAAAGAAAGAUCUUUAGCUGAAAGGUUCAGAUCUCAAGGUGGUGCUCAAGUAAUGGAAUUUUGUCCUCAUGGUACUAAACUAGAAUGUCAAAAAUCAUCUAAGGAACUCUGUAAAAAGUUACAUUUUAAAAAAAUUAUUCAAAGUCAUACAGAUGAAGCAUUAGGAGACUGCUCUUUCUUAAAUACAUGCUUUCAUAUGGACACCUGUAAAUAUGUUCACUAUGAAGUAGACAAUCCAAAAACUUUAAUUAAAGAUGGAAAUAAUAGUAAGGAAGUUUUUGAAAAACCUGGAAGUGCUAGUGUUUCAAAUAGAAUCGGAACAAUUUUAUACCCCCCUCAGUGGAUACAAUGUGAUUUGAGGUACCUUGAUAUGAGAGUUUUGGGAAAAUUUGCUGUGAUAAUGGCGGAUCCUCCUUGGGAUAUUCAUAUGGAACUUCCUUAUGGUACUUUAUCAGAUGAUGAAAUGAGACAACUAGGGGUUCCUCAACUUCAAGAUGAUGGUUUAAUAUUUCUUUGGGUUACUGGAAGGGCUAUGGAACUUGGUAGAGAAUGUUUACAAUUAUGGGGUUAUGAAAGAGUGGAUGAAUUAAUUUGGGUUAAAACAAACCAACUACAAAGAAUAAUUAGAACAGGUAGAACAGGUCACUGGCUCAAUCAUGGAAAAGAGCACUGUUUAGUAGGGCUUAAAGGUAAUCCUGAACAUUUAAAUAGAGGUUUAGAUUGUGAUGUUAUAGUGGCAGAGGUUCGUGCAACUAGUCAUAAACCAGAUGAAAUUUAUGGAAUCAUUGAAAGGUUAUCACCUGGAACGAGAAAAAUUGAAUUAUUUGGGCGUCCCCACAAUAUACAGCCAAAUUGGAUAACUUUAGGAAAUCAAGUUGAUGGUGUUCGCCUUGUCGAUCCGGAACUAAUUGAAGCCUUUAAAAAAACAUAUCCCGAUGGCAAUUGUAUGUUGCCACCAGUAAAAUCAUAA